AUGAAUCGUCAACAAUUAGAACAAGUCUUUCAAGAAAUGCAAUUGAUACUUUUGGCUCUGGUAUAUACGUACAAAAUCGGAGCUUGGAACGUUCGAUCCUUGUAUGGCGAAGGAAGAUACGAACAGCUGGAGCGCGAAAUGCUUCUUCUUAAGAUCAGUAUCCUGGGUAUUAGUAAAACAAAGUGGAGAGGAAGAGCUGAAUACAGAUCUGACACUGGACAAACGAGAAUGCUGUAUUCCGGAGAGGAUGAAAGAGAGGGUGUCCAAAAGCUGCAUGGUGUUGGAAGCCUUAUUUUGUGGGAGCCCCUUGAGGAAAGGCUUAUCCAAGCCAGGUUUCAGAGUAGAGUACGACCUGUCACCGUUAUACAGUGUUACGCUCCGACGGAGCUUGCAUCUAAUGAAGAGAAAGAUUGCAUUUAUAGUCAACUAGGAUCCGCCUACAACAGCAUUCCCCGCGGAGAUAUAAUUUUGCUUAUGGGAGACCUCAAUGCUAAGAUUUUCCAUCCACUACAACCGGAAAAUGUAUCUUGUCCACGCUUCAGUAACUCGGCAACAAUCACCACCACCACUACACCACCACCACCGCCAUCGCCUUCACGAUCAUCAUCAUCAUCAUUGCAGUGA
This is a messenger RNA of Eupeodes corollae, 624 nucleotides long. RefSeq names its product craniofacial development protein 2-like. Lineage: Eukaryota; Metazoa; Arthropoda; Insecta; Diptera; Syrphidae. Bases 1 to 624 code for a protein of 207 amino acids. The record is from RefSeq and is a predicted model, not a curated record. The transcript has 2 exons.